This is a messenger RNA of Homarus americanus (American lobster), 1223 nucleotides long. It is a transcript of the gene Ppcdc, whose product is annotated as phosphopantothenoylcysteine decarboxylase subunit SIS2-like. Gene Ontology annotation, molecular function: FMN binding; phosphopantothenoylcysteine decarboxylase activity. The transcript is spliced from 4 exons. Bases 334 to 1149 code for a protein of 271 amino acids. NCBI's taxonomy places the organism in Eukaryota, Metazoa, Arthropoda, Malacostraca, Decapoda, Nephropidae. The record is from RefSeq and is a predicted model, not a curated record. Gene Ontology annotation, cellular component: phosphopantothenoylcysteine decarboxylase complex. Gene Ontology annotation, biological process: coenzyme A biosynthetic process.
GAUCCUGAUAAGUGGAGAUGAGACAUUGGCAACAGUGCUAGGGCAGUGAUGGCGCAGGGGAGGAAGAGGGUUAUGUUUUUCUCUUUUCCAACAUCUUCAUAAUCUCUUGCAUAUUAACUUUCCUUGUCUUAUGGGAGACAGUAUAUAUAUCUACUCUAGGUACAUGCUUUGUCUGCGUGAAAAUAAGAACGAGAACACUAAGUGCCGGGAACAGUCACGGGACUACCUGGGUUGUCGCAUGGAAAAGGGUCUUAUGACAAAGGAAGACUUUAGCAAACUUGGAUUUUCUGAUCUUACAACUUCUACCAACCAGACAUCCUGAAACGCCUUACUAUGAUGUCUUGGUUACCUCCACCCAGCACUGGUCCCAAGGUGGUCUUGGGCUGUACGGGAAGUGUGGCAACUAUUAAAGUCCCGGAACUGGCACGAAGACUGCAGGAACGUGGAGCAAGUGUUGUUAUUGUACCAACUGAGCGAGCUUGUCAUUUCCUAAGAUGUCAGGCUAAGGUAGAUUCAAUGACCAGAAGUGGAGCAGUUCAUGGAGGUUCGUCAGGAUUUAUCAAGCCAGAGAAGAAAAUUGCUGAUAAUGGAGAGUUGAGAGGCAGUGAUAGUGAGGAACAGAACAGUAGCAGUGAUCAGUGUAGUCAUUGUGGAAGGAGAACUCCCAUUAGAGGAGGAAUGCAGACUGAUAAUAGUGUCAGUGCCUUGAAGUCUCUUUACCCAGAUCUAAAUUUUGUGUUGGAGACUGAUGAGUGGGCUGCCUGGAAUGGACGAGGUGACCCAGUUCUACAUAUCCAGUUGCGAGAUUGGGCACAGGUGAUGUUGAUUUCUCCCCUUGAUGCCAAUACCAUGGCCAAGAUUGCACAGGGCUUGUGUGACAAUCUUCUAACAUGCAUAGUGCGUGCCUGGGAUGCUGCACGCCCUCUUGUCUUCUGCCCGGCAAUGAACACACAUAUGUACAAACAUCCUCUCACUAUGAGGCAUACAUCAAUUCUUAAGGAACUGGGUUACAUAGAGGUGUGUGUGGUGAGCAAGCGUCUGGCCUGUGGGGAUGUAGGUCCUGGAGCCAUGGCUGAACUGGACAACAUUGUGAAUGCAGUAAUGCAGGAGCUUCCUGGUGCCCACAGGGUGUCUCAUGGACCUUUCUAAGUCUAUAGAAUGCCUUAACCUUGGUAGUCAAAAAGUUGUAGUUCAGUUUGAAAUAAAAUAGAUAUUGAGGGUCA